Molecule: messenger RNA, 1358 nt
Organism: Limanda limanda (common dab)
Lineage: Eukaryota; Metazoa; Chordata; Actinopteri; Pleuronectiformes; Pleuronectidae
Gene: tyw2
Product: tRNA methyltransferase 12 homolog
Exons: 7
Coding region: 13-1218 (401 amino acids)
Biological process (GO): tRNA methylation
Cellular component (GO): cytoplasm
Molecular function (GO): tRNA methyltransferase activity
Source: RefSeq, a predicted model, not a curated record
GUGUGCUUGUAGAUGGACGGUGCGCCUUGUCUCCGUGUGUCUCAGUGUCACACACAACAGUUCAGGAGGUGUCUCCAGUCCAUAGGAGCUCUAGAUCUGAGUAUGCGUUUGUUGAAGGACUCCGAAGGAACAGUCCUCUUACCCAUAUCCCCGUCCUGUGUGUCCCAGCUGGAUCUGCACUCUCUCAGAGGCAUGGUGGCCUCAGGCAGCACGUGUGAACUAGUCUGGAAUCAGACAAAUAAAGAGAAGGGCAAGACGAGUGUCAGUCAACUCGAACAAAUCCUCCAGGAUCUGUUGGAGUCUCGUGGUGAAAGAUGGACAGAGGAGAUGAGGGAGGACCUCCCUCGCAGCUUCCAGAGGCACGGAGACCUCGUCCUAAUGGGGGAUGGCUGUUUCUCUCUUCCUCUGUGGAAGAAAAUGGAUGGACGGCUGUGGAGCACAGUGGCCGAAGGUCUGGGGGCAACACGUUUGGCCAAGAUUAGUCGAAUUUCCAGUGAUGGAUUUAGGUCUCCGGUGGUGACGAUGCUGCUGGGAGAGCACAGCUGGGUCAAACAUGUGGACAAUGGUAUCGGGUAUGAGUUCGAUGUCACCAAAUCUAUGUUUUCAGCUGGAAACAUAACGGAGAAGCUGCGCGUUGCUGGAUUCGACUGCACAGGAGAGACGGUGGUGGAUUUAUAUGCAGGUAUCGGAUACUUCACUCUCCCUUACCUGGUCCAUGCUGGGGCCAGCCAUGUUCACGCCUGCGAGUGGAACCCUGAUGCUGCCGAGGCUUUACAGAAAAACCUGGAGGCCAACGAGGUGUCUGACCGCUGCACAAUCCACCGAGGAGACAACCGACAGCUCCGACUGUGUGACAUCGCUGACCGCGUGAACCUGGGUCUCAUACCGAGCUCGGAGGACGGCUGGCCCGUCGCCUGUCGCCUGCUGAAGAGGACGACAGGAGGCAUUUUGCACAUUCACCAGAACGUCACCUCACCGUUACCGAACAUUGAAGCCAUUCCAGCAAUCGAUGAUGCCGUCCACAGGGUUUCUGGGAAGAAGGCCGACAGAGAGGCGUGGCAGGCCUGGGCUGAGGACACAGCAAACCUCAUUGCUUGUCUUUUGAGGGACAUCAGCGGUGCAUCCUGGUUGACAAGCGUCCAGCACAUAGAGCAUGUGAAGUCAUACGCACCUCAUGUCCACCAUGUUGUCCUGGACCUGGAGUGCAGACCUGUGUGAGCUGAAGAACACAGAUGCAGAGAGGACACAGGGACUCUGAACUUGUUAAUGCACUGAAGUUACUUUUUUAGAAGAAGAAAUAGGUUGUGAAUUCCAAGUGAACAACUCCAGCUGGUUCCUGUGAUUAUUUUAUUUGUCAG